AUGGCGGACGGGAAGGGAGACGCCGCUGCCUCUGGAGCCCCGGCCGGGGCCGGGUCGGGAGCCGGGGCCCUUAGCUGCCGCCCGGCAUCGCCCGCGUUGGGGCCCCCGGGCCUCUGGUCGCGUCUGUGGCAGCUGGAGACGGAACUUCGCGAGCAGGAAGUGUCGGAGGGCUCGUCGCGCGUCUACUGCCGGAGCUUCUGCCAGACUUUGCUUCAGUAUGCAGGCAACAGGAAUACAUCAGAACACAUGGCGUGCCUUCUGGAAGUAUAUCGACUCUCAAUCCAGAGCUUUGCCAGUGCUCGGCCAUAUUUAACUACUGAAUGUGAAGAUGUUCUCCUCGUUCUGGGCAGGCUAGUACUGAGUUGUUUUGAGCUCUUGCUGUCUGUGCCUGAAACUGAACUUCCAUGUGAAGUAUGGGUACCUUUUAAUCAGUCCAUACAGGAUUCACAUGAUGCUUUGUUGGAAUUUGGAAAUAACAACCUCCAAGUCUUGGUUGAUAUUACCAAAGAAGGUGUGUGGAAAAAUCCAGUCCUUCUUAAAAUCCUGUCUCAGCAACCAGUAGAGGCAGAGGAAGCCAAUAGAUUUAUUGCACGAGAAGGACCUUCCUUUCUGCAGAUGCGAAUAAAACACUUAUUGAAGUCAAAUUGUAUCACCCAAGCUACUUCUUUGUCAAAACUUUGUGCGGAGUCUAAAGAAAUUCCCAAUGUGUCAUCUUUUCGCCAAGCUUAUAUCACAUGUUUAUGCUCCAUGUUACCUAGUGAAGACGCCAUUAAGGAGAUUGCAAAAUUGGACUGCAAGGAAGUGCUAGACAUCAUAUGUAAUCUGGAAUCUGAGGGUCAGGAUCACACAGCCUUUAUUCUCUGUACGACUUACCUAACCCAGCAGCUGCAAACUGCAAGUGUGUGUUACUCUUGGGAGUUGACUCUUUUUUGGAGUAAGUUGCAAAGAAGAAUUGAUCCUUCUUUAGAUAUCUUUUUGGAGCGAUGUCGACAGUUUGGUGUUAUUGCUAAAACACAGCAACAUCUCUUCUGCUUGAUUAGAGUCGUACAAACAGAAGCAGAAGAUGCUGGUGUAGCAGUGUCCAUUUUAUUAUGUGUGAGAGCCCUUCAGAUUCGAUCAAGUGAAGAUGAUGAAAUGAAAACAUCAGUGUGUAAAACAAUUGGUUGUCUCUUACCAGAAGACCUUGAAGUUAGAAGAGCCUGUCAGCUUACUGAAUUCUUAUUGGAGCCCAGCUGGGCUGGAUUUAAUAUGUUAGAAGAACUAUACCUGCAACCAGAUCAAAAGUUCGAUGAGGAAAAUGCUCCAGUUCCCAACUCUCUCCGAUGUGAGCUUUUGUUAGCUUUAAAAGCCCAUUGGCCUUUUGAUCCUGAAUUUUGGGAUUGGAAAACUUUAAAACGACAUUGUCACCAACUCCUAGGUCAAGAAGCUUCUGAUUCUGAUGAUGACCUCAGUGGCUAUGAGAUAUCAAUUAAUGAGACAGAUGUUUUGGAGUCAUUUCUCAGUGACUAUGAAGAGAAUAAAGAUGAUAAACAUUCCAAAAGAAGAGAUUCGGCAGAUCAGCAGAAGGAGAAAAGAGACAAAAAGCCAAUUGGUUCUUCUGAAAGGUACCAGCGAUGGCUUCAAUAUAAGUUCUUCUGUGUGCUCUGCAAGAGGGAAUGUAUAGAAGCUAGGAUACUCCAUCAUUCUAAGAUGCAUAUGGAAGAUGGAAUUUAUACUUGCCCUGUCUGUAUAAAGAAAUUCAAGAAAAAAGAAUUUUUUGUACCUCAUGUAAUGGAACAUGUGAAAAUGCCACCAAGCAGAAGAGACAGACCCAGAAAGAAAUUAUUGAUGAAAAGAGAACGCUCUCAGAAGGGUAAUGGCCCAAGUCCUUCUGCAACAUCAGAUCAAAAUCUGCCAUCCAACGAACAGGGAGAUUCUCAUGAGUAUGUUACAUUCAGCAAACUAGAGGAUUGCCACCUGCAAGAUAGAGAUUUAUACCCUUGCCCUGGGACAGACUGCUCCCGAGUAUUUAAGCAAUUUAAGUACCUAAGUGUGCACCUCAAAGCCGAACACCAAAACAAUGAUGAAAAUGCAAAGCAUUACUUGGACAUGAAGAACCGGAGAGAAAAAUGUUCUUAUUGUCGGCGACAUUUCAUGACAGCCUUUCAUCUGCGGGAGCAUGAACGAGUUCACUGUGGGCCUCAGCCUUACAUGUGUGUCUCUAUAGACUGCUAUGCGACAUUUGGGUCAGUGAACGAGCUACUUAAUCACAAACAAAAACAUGAGGAUCUUCGAUACAAAUGUGAAUUAAAUGGCUGCAGUAUUGUUUUCAGUGACCUGGGACAACUUUAUCACCAUGAAGCACAGCACUUCCGGGAUGCGUCAUACACAUGCAACUUUCUUGGUUGCAAAAAAUUCUAUUAUUCUAAAACUGAGUUUCAGAAUCACCUUUCCAUGCAUAAUGGUGACAUUUCAAAUGGAGAUGUUAAGACAACAGUAAAGCUUGAACCUGCAGCAAAUGAAAAGAACAGCUGUCAAGAUCAGCAUCAUCUACUUGACCCAACUGAGAAAUCACAUUUACCUGAGGAUCUGCUUUUCUCAGUGGAGUCGACUAGUUCUCAGUUAGCUCCAGAUGUUGAGGAAAUGGGCUCUGAUAACCUAAAAGACAACAGUGACAGCAGCUCGAGCGAUCAGUUAAGUCGCAGCUCAUCUGCCUCAGUGAAUGAAGAAAUGAUUGAUACGCUGGACUCGCCUGAGACCGUGCCUGAUGUUUUCAUGUCCUCUCAUGGUAAAGGUUUGGUCCCUUCCAGUUUAAAAGAGAAAUGUUCCAAUGUGGCAGUUUGUUUUGAUGGGAAAAAGUUUACCUGUGGUUUUGAAGGCUGUGGUUCUACAUACAAAAAUGCUAGAGGUAUGCAGAGGCAUCUCCGAAAGAUUCAUCCAUACCAUUUCAAGCAUAAAAAGACAUUAGGAAUAAAGGAUAAAGAGAUCUUUCAGUUUUUGGACAGUGAACACAGUCAAACAAAUGAGAACUUCAGUGCUGCGCCUAAGCCAGGUUCAGACACAAACAGUGACUCCCCAGAUGAAGGUCUGGAUCACAAUAUUCACACAAAAUGUAGAAGUAAUCUUCAGAGUUGCCACCAUCCUCCAGAAGCCACCAUUUGCGCUUCCAGAGUGCCGUGUACUGAGGAUGCCAUGUUGGAGCUUCUGUUACGCCUGAAACACUUAAGCUUGAAAAACUCAAUAACAUCUUUCUCAGGGUCACUGCCAGUGUAUCCAUCCAAUGGUGCUAAGUCCCUUCAGUCAGUUUCAUCAAGCCCUAUCUCAGACCUUCACUUUCAGAAUCAAGAAGAAAAUUUGUCAAGUCAAUAUCUUGCACAGUUGGCAGCCAAGCCAUUUUUCUGUGAACUUCAAGGCUGCAAGUAUGAGUUUGUGACCAGAGAGGCUUUGUUGAUGCAUUAUGUCAAAAAACAUAAUUAUUCCAGAGACAAGGUUCUACAGUUAUCCAUGUUUCAGCAUCGAUACUCACCUUUCCAGUGUCAUAUUUGCCAAAGGUCAUUUACCAGAAAAACCCACCUUAGAAUUCAUUAUAAAAAUAAGCAUCAGAUUAGCAAUGAAAAAGUCACUCAUAAAUUAUUUGAUAAUGGAAAAUGUGAUCAUGCCAGCCCAUGCACAGGGGAUCAUUUGAAAGGUAAUGUCAUGGGUAGUUGCUCUGCUUCUACUUUCUGUGGCAGCACAGAGCUUGGAGAUGAUCAGUCUAAUAAUUCUGAGAAGCAAAUCCGACAUCCUAAAAAAGAAGAGUGUAGUUCAGAAACUGAUUUGGAAUCUUCUUGUGAAGAAAUUGACAGUAAUGUGACAGGAAAAUCAUCCAGCAUUUCAUCACCAAUAGAUAGCCACAGGGAAGAACUAGAAGCAAGAGAGGGAAGAGGGAGUAGAAGGACUGUUGCCAAAGGAAAUCUGUGCUAUAUUUUGAACAAGUACCACAAACCAUUCCACUGUAUUCAUAAAAGUUGCAAUUCUUCAUUCACAAAUCUAAAGGGCUUGAUUCGCCACUAUCGAACAGUGCAUCAGUAUAACAGAGAGCAGUUGUGUUUAGAAAAAGACAAAGCACGAACAAAAAGGGAACUGGUCAAAUGUAAAAAGAUAUUUGCUUGCAAAUAUAAAGAGUGUAAUAAGCGCUUCCUAUGCUCCAAAGCACUGGCUAAACACUGUAGUGAUUCCCAUAACUUAGACCCUGUUGAAGAUCAGAAAGCCCUUUCUGAGACUGACUCUGCUGCCAGGUUUCCCUGUAGCCAACCACAGUGCCCGGCUGUCUUCUACACUCUUAACAAGUUGAAGCAGCAUUUGAUGGAACAGCAUGGUAUUGAAGGAGAGAUGAACUCAGACUUUGAAAUUCAUUGUGACCUUAAUGGCUGUGAUCGAAUCUUCACUCAUCGAAGUAACUACUCUCAACACGUGUAUUACCGACACAAGGACUAUUAUGAUGAUCUCUUUGGAAAUCCAAAAGUGGAAAAUGAGAGUGUACUGAGAAGUGAAGGUGAGAAAGGUUUUGGAACCAGCCGGGCUCACAGUGAAGCAAGUCAGAAUAAUAAGAAGUCAUUGAAUGCUAAAACUAGAAAAUGUGGCAGCCUCAUUAAAGAGAAAAAGCUUCCAAUCAUUUUUAAAACAAAAGAGGAAGCCCUAAAUAUGUGUGCAGAGCAAUCUGAACACACUCAAUAUCCCUGCAUGAUUCAAGGCUGUGCAUCUGUUGUCAAAUUGGAAAGUAGUAUAUUAAGACAUUACAAACGUACCCACCAAAUGAGCAGUGCUUAUUUAGAGCAGCAGAUGGAAAUCCUAGUAGUUUGCGUUAAGUAUGGUACCAAAAUUAAAGAAGAGCCAGCCUCUGAGAUAGAGCCUUGUAUAAAGAAGGAAGAAACCGGAAACUGUGAACCAGGAAGCACAGUGCAUACCCACCCCCCAGGUGAAAAUGAAGCAUCUCUCCAGAAAAGCAACAGUUCCCCUCAUCCAGAAAAUAAAGGAAAUGGGAGUCAGGAAGGGUGUGUAGAAAGUAAUUCGGUAUUUAAUACAGAUACCUUCCUGUAUAGAGAAACUUCAAAAUGUAACCAUAGUUCAGAAACCACUAGCUUGGAAGAGUGUCGUGUCACUGAGCCCCCUCCCUGUAAAACUGAAAAGUCUGCACCUAAGAACAGUGAUGGAACUGAGAGCAGGCCCUAUUUAACAAAUUUCCAGUUGCCUUUACCAAGAAAAAGGGUGCCAGAAGCUGGACACCAUAGCUCUAGACUGGAAAGCAAUGUGGUAAAAACUCCAAUUCAUGUCCCAAAAGAUACAUUUCGGAAACAUUCGCAGGCCAGAUCAUUUGAUUUGAAGACUUAUAAACCCAUGGGGUUUGAAUCUUCAUUUUUAAAAUUCAUUCAGGAAAGUAAAGAAAAAGAGGAUGAUUUUGAUGAUUGGGAGCCAGCGGAGCACUUAACAGUAAAUGAUGUCCCACAGCCCAAUGAUGACUUAGCAGGGAAUGUGACUGUGGAUAGCUUAGUGAAUGAAAGCAACCCUAAAGUUGAUAUACCUCUUCCUUCCAGUGAUUCUGCAAUUCAUGACAACCUGACCACAAUCCAGCCUAUCAUUGUAGCAGAGUCAUCAACUGUCCCUUCCCUCGAAAAUCUGAGGGUCAUAUUAGAUAAGGCAUUAACAGACUGUGGAGAACUUGCCUUAAAACAGCUUCAUUAUCUGCGGCCGGUGGUCGUCCUGGAAAGAUCAAAAUUUUCCACAUCUCUUUUAGACUUGUUUCCAACAAAAAAAACAGAUGAGCUUUGUGUAGUAGGGAGUUCCUAAGUAGCAAUUUUGUUUUAGAGAACAGACUGGCUCCAGUACUGCAGCAUAGGGACAAUUGCCAACGCGAACAAAGGCUGAGCAGCAGCCACACCAUUGUUUAGGGUAGGGUAGGCUGUGCAUUUUCAUGAAUGUAUAAUAUCUUUGUCAACAGUAUUGGCAGCGUUCAUUAGCUCCCCAGUUGGUUUGUUUAUUGGUUGGUUUUUUUUGUUUUGUUUUGUUUUAUUAAGAAAAUGGAACUGUGCUCUGUUUGGUGCUAAUUAAUACAUCAAAUAUACUGGGGCUUCCUUUUUCAAAUUAAGUGUGCAUGAUUGUAUAUGGAACAGAUUCUGAGGCCCCAGGGUGGGAGGGCUGGGGGGAGGGAGGCAGGCAGAGUUCUUACUUGACUUGAAUGUGCACCUGAGGGUGCUUUGUGUAAUAUAUUGUACACUACAGCAUCUUAUAUUUUUUGAGUUGAGUUUCAAUAAAUUACAAUUUUUCA
Messenger RNA from Vombatus ursinus (common wombat), 6283 nucleotides. RefSeq names its product rearranged L-myc fusion (gene RLF). The coding region runs from base 1 to 5805 and encodes 1934 amino acids. Gene Ontology annotation, molecular function: DNA-binding transcription factor activity, RNA polymerase II-specific; DNA binding. Lineage: Eukaryota; Metazoa; Chordata; Mammalia; Diprotodontia; Vombatidae. Gene Ontology annotation, biological process: regulation of transcription by RNA polymerase II. The transcript has 8 exons. The record is from RefSeq and is a predicted model, not a curated record. Gene Ontology annotation, cellular component: nucleus.